GACCAUUGCAUAAAUCAGAUCCGCCAACUUAUCAAGUGUCAUGGGGAUGUCACGCCCAUUCCCACUGAAUACUAUGCAGGAUACGGAGGCAACUACAUUGACGCAGAUCAAGUUCACAUGUGCCGUGAUUCUGAAUUCUUACUCCAAUGGACGAUACGCAGACACAAUGGCAGCGAAGCUGUACAUCCUAGGAACAGGGAUGGGACGCCAAAGACAUUGGAUUUUGAAGAGCCAUAG
Messenger RNA from Exserohilum turcica Et28A, 237 nucleotides. RefSeq lists its product as uncharacterized. Lineage: Eukaryota; Fungi; Ascomycota; Dothideomycetes; Pleosporales; Pleosporaceae. Gene Ontology annotation, biological process: mycotoxin biosynthetic process. The transcript has a single exon. The record is from RefSeq and is a predicted model, not a curated record. The annotation marks the transcript as partial.